AUGUCGUCAAGAAAGAAGGUUCUCUUGAAGGUUAUCAUACUCGGUGAUAGCGGGGUUGGCAAGACCAGCUUGAUGAACCAAUAUGUCAACAAGAAGUUCAGCGCAAGCUACAAGGCCACCAUCGGCGCAGACUUCUUAACAAAGGAAGUCCUAGUAGACGAUCGACUGGUCACGAUGCAGCUAUGGGACACGGCAGGCCAGGAGCGGUUUCAGUCUCUGGGGGUCGCUUUCUACCGAGGAGCCGACUGCUGCGUGCUAGUAUACGAUGUCAACAACUCCAAGAGCUUCGAUACCCUUGACAGCUGGCGGGACGAGUUCCUUAUCCAAGCGAGCCCCAUGGAUCCAGAAAGUUUCCCCUUUGUCGUAAUUGGCAACAAGAUUGAUGUGGAAGAAAGCAAGCGAAUGAUAUCGACCAAGCGCGCCAUGACCUUCUGCCAGUCGAAAGGGGGGAUUCCUUAUUUCGAGACCAGCGCGAAGGAAGCAACGAAUGUUGACCAAGCCUUUGAGGUGAUUGCAAGACAGGCGCUUGCUCAGGAGGAGGCUGGCGACUUCAACUCUGACUUCCCAGAAACGAUACCGAUCAAUCUGGAGAACGAUCGUGACGGUUGCGCAUGUUAA
Messenger RNA from Coniosporium apollinis CBS 100218, 618 nucleotides. RefSeq names its product Ras-like protein Rab7. The transcript is spliced from 7 exons. The coding region runs from base 1 to 618 and encodes 205 amino acids. The record is from RefSeq and is a predicted model, not a curated record. Gene Ontology annotation, cellular component: phagocytic vesicle; vacuole; fungal-type vacuole membrane. Gene Ontology annotation, biological process: regulation of vacuole fusion, non-autophagic. NCBI's taxonomy places the organism in Eukaryota, Fungi, Ascomycota, Dothideomycetes. Gene Ontology annotation, molecular function: GTPase activity; GTP binding.